GUACAUAUCGAUAUGCCGGGUUUUGGUUAGGAAUAACACUCAGAUUGGGUUAGUCUCACACAUAUUAAUUGAAUAAUCAGCUCGGCUUAUAAGCAGGUCUCUGAGAUUUAUCUGUGCACAAAACGCUACUCGAGUAAGACUUCAGUCAAGUAUUGGUGAUGUGGCGAUUCAAAAGUUGAAUAUCAAUUCCUAAAAGUGUACUUUAAGGUAAAACUCUUCUUUGUUGCCCAACUUGUUUGUCGAUUUUGAUUGAUUUGGGGUGGAUGCAAUAAGAAAUUGUCUGGCAUUGGAAGCUGUUGCUGGGGCUCGGCUAUUUAACUCCUUCAAUAUGUCACCGAAAUGUCUAAGUGGACAGAUAAUGCAGAGUCUGGUGGCAGAAACAGUCGGCUGCUUGGCCAUGGCCAUUGCUCGAAGAAAAUCAAUUUGACAAAGUAAAGAAAACUGUUAUCCCUGGUGAUUGAUUAUGCAGCCGACUCAAGUGACUGGCCAAAAGUUGCUCGGCUGCUUCGAUUGGGUCACCAGGCGUAUCAUUAAUUUCCUGAGCGGCGGGAUGGACGCCAUGUUAGUCGCCGUUACGGACAUGCAUCUAAAGUCUUUCUGCUUUCGUUUCAUUGCAGGCGUUUCCGCGGAGCUCUACUAUGUGCGGGAGGGCGCCAUCAAUGACUACGCGCUGAACUUUGCGGUGCCGGUGCCGGCGAACAUAAGCGAUGUUACGUUUACCUGGCAGUCGCUCGUGGAGCAUCCAUUGCCCUAUAGCAUCAAUGUGGCCACCUCGGAUGUGGGUGUUCUGCCACGGCCGAUGCUGAACAUCUCGCGCAUUGGCGAUGUGCCCCAGGAGCCACAGACAUGGGGCGUCAGCCUCAAGUGCUCGGGCACGCGGGCAGCGGAGGUGACCGUUACCAUCAGCGUAGAGGUUAUACUGGACCGGGCGACCAACAACAACACGAAUCUCAUCUUUAAACGUAAGAAAAUUUGCUUGAAGGACGAGCCAAACGACGCACGGGAGGAAUACGAUGACGAGGAACCACUGCAUCCGGACCUGACUGGUCACGACGAUAUUCACUACACGGAACACAACGAAGACACCGCAGAGCACGUCAUAUCCGACGGUCAUGUGCCCUCCAAUGUGGAGCAUGGAAAGGCGACCGAGAGACACCGUGUGGUGGUGACUGAGCCAACCGUGGUUGUGGGACGAGGUGCUGGCGGGGCAGGCUCGAACAAUGAGUACGAUCCACUCUUGCGGGAAACUCUCGUGCCUCCCACCAGCGGACUGAUCACUUUGAUAGUGGGCGGCAUUUUGGCACUGGUGCUCGUCUCGACACUCAUAUUGAUAGCCUACUGCGCAAAGGGGCCCUCGAAGCGACAUCCCUCGAACGGCGUGCAUCUGAUUAAGACCUCCAGCUUCCAGCGCCUGCCCACCAUUUCCUCUACGGCACACAAUUCGAUCUAUGUCUGCCCCUCGACCAUCACACCCACAUAUGCGACGCUGACGCGGCCCUUUCGCGAAUAUGAGCAUGAGCCUGAGGAGUUCAACCGCCGUCUCCAGGAGCUGACAGUCCAAAAAUGUCGCGUGCGCCUCUCCUGCCUCGUCCAAGAGGGAAACUUUGGGCGCAUCUAUCGCGGCACUUAUAACGACUGCCAGGAGGUUCUGGUCAAGACUGUGGCGCAGCAUGCAAGCCAGCUACAAGUGAAUCUUCUGCUUCAAGAAUCCAUGAUGCUAUAUGAGGCAACACACCCCAAUGUCCUAGCUGUGCUCGGAAUUUCUAUUGAGGACUUUGCCACACCAUUCGUGCUCUAUGCCGCCACCGGCAGUGUUCGCAAUUUAAAGACCUUCCUGCAGGACCCGUCGUAUGCCAGAAGCGUUACCACCAUUCAAACGGUGCUAAUGGCCUCCCAGCUGGCCAUGGCCAUGGAGCAUUUGCACAACCAUGGAGUCAUUCAUAAGGAUAUUGCGGCCAGGAACUGUGUCAUUGAUGAUCAGCUGCGCGUGAAGUUAACCGACAGCGCCCUCAGCCGCGACCUCUUCUCCGGUGACUACAACUGCUUGGGAGAUGGGGAGUAUCGACCCAUCAAGUGGCUGUCGCUCGAGGCACUGCAGAAGUCGCACUACAACGAGGGAAGCGAUGUUUGGUCCUUUGGGGUGCUCAUGUGGGAGAUGUGCACAUUGGGCAAGCUUCCCUACGCCGAGAUCGAUCCGUAUGAAAUGGAGCAUUAUCUAAAGGACGGCUAUAGACUGGCACAGCCCUUCAACUGCCCCGACGAACUUUUCACUAUUAUGGCCUACUGCUGGGCCUCCAUGCCCGCCGAGCGACCCUCGUUCAGUCAGCUUCAGAUCUGCCUAUCGGAGUUCCAUACACAGAUCACCAGAUAUGUUUAACCUGCGGUAAUGAAGCACACCAAGACCUGUAAAUAUAACAAAAGGCGACGUCGUAAGAUUUCGCAGCAAACGACGUCCGCAACUUUGUUUCCAAAGACAUAUUUAAAUUAAAGCGCCUAAAGGGCGUCUAAGAAGCGAUAAUGUGGGAGAUAUGGAUACGAGUGAGGGCCCAUUGUUGUCCCCCACAAUAAAUAGUUACUUACUAAUUGU
This is a messenger RNA of Drosophila novamexicana, 2587 nucleotides long. It is a transcript of the gene drl, whose product is annotated as tyrosine-protein kinase Drl. Gene Ontology annotation, biological process: multicellular organism development; axonogenesis; positive regulation of kinase activity. Gene Ontology annotation, cellular component: signaling receptor complex. The coding region runs from base 464 to 2377 and encodes 637 amino acids. NCBI's taxonomy places the organism in Eukaryota, Metazoa, Arthropoda, Insecta, Diptera, Drosophilidae. Gene Ontology annotation, molecular function: ATP binding; protein kinase activity. The record is from RefSeq and is a predicted model, not a curated record. The transcript is spliced from 3 exons.